This is a messenger RNA of Thamnophis sirtalis, 1236 nucleotides long. Its product is annotated as zona pellucida sperm-binding protein 3 receptor. Lineage: Eukaryota; Metazoa; Chordata; Lepidosauria; Squamata; Natricidae. The record is from RefSeq and is a predicted model, not a curated record.
AAGACACUCUUUUUCCCACUCGUGUAUCACACACUACCCUAUCUGGAUCUAGGCUGGGGAAGUUCUUGCUCUGUCCUAAGCUGCAAAUAUUCUUCUAGGGGUUCUUCUGAGAUUUCCCUACUGCUACUGCAAUGGCGGCAUUUCCUUGCAGUCAGACUGGGCUCCUAGCCUGGAUGUUGCUGCUGCUACUGCUGUCCUCAUCUGAAGUUCAAAGUGAGUGCCAAACUCCAGUUCUGCCUCCCAAUUCUUCACCAAGAGGUGGGGGAGACCUGGCACAAAGCUAUCCAAUUGGAACUGUUCUGCGAUUACAGUGCGAUCCAGGUUAUACCCCUAAAUCUGGAACAAUUCGUUCUAUGACAUGUCUUGAUACUAAUAAGUGGUCAGAACUUCCUACACUUUGUGAAAGAAGACGCUGUACCACCCCAUCUAUAGAUUUUGGUAACAUGGAAUCCACAGAUGGCCUCUUGCUUGGAGAUAAAGUAACCUUUUCUUGCAAUGAAGGGUAUAUACUGAUAGGUUCUCCCACCUUACGAUGUGUUUUGAGAUUUGGCAAAGUUGACUGGGAUAGAAGUCUUCCAUAUUGCAAAAGUAUUUUUUGUACUAGCCCUCCUUUAAUUGCCAAUGGAGAUUAUGAGGGUGGAUCUUCAGGUGAAUACCAUGUGUUCUCAGCAGUAACAUAUUGGUGUAAAGCUGGCUACUCCCUUAUUGGACAAUCAACUAUUGCAUGUAAAGUUGCAGAAAAUGGUAGAGAUGGAAUAUGGGAUUCAUCUCCACCCGAAUGCAAAAAGGUCAAGUGUCUUCGACCAAACAUCCCAAAUGGGAGAAUGCCAUAUGGGUCUCGUGAAACAUAUACAUAUCAGCAUAGCAUAUUCAUUGAAUGCAGUCCUGGCUUCACUUUGGUAGGGUCUUCAACUAUUUACUGUGAUGCUAAUAGUGAAUGGAAUCCUUCUGUUCCACAGUGUGUUAAGAAUUAAAAAAAUGCCCUGAAGAUGGCUGGAUAAGACUGGAAAAAAAACCUGGAUCUAAUUUUGCAUUUCCUGCAACUUAUCGGACACAGAAGAAAAAAUUGAUUGAUGAUGAUUUCUACAAAACGAUCUUUCUUGCAACAAAACAUUAUUCCAACAAAAUAUAUGCUUUCUCAUUCUCAAAUAUAUACUUAGAUAUGUCAUUGGGGGCAAUAAGGUUGCACAAAUGAUCACACUUUUUCAAAAAUUGCUAACAUAGAAAACAAAAUAA